GGCAUUGCGACAUUUCCACCCGAACCAUCAACGUUACCUAUCACAUCGAAACGACGCCACAGAAUUCCUCACCAGACACCGAUCAAAACAUACCACGACACAAUGUCCACUGUAUUUGAGCCCAGGAGCUCACAGAGCCGACAAACAAUGGCCGCGCCAUCCGUGGCGGACAGCCUGCCCAGCAUCAACUUCGGAUUCGACGAGCUGCGCGAUCGCAUGGCCAGGUUCACGGCGAAAUUCGAUGCGUUUAUCGAACAGGGGCGGAAGAGAGUGCUGGAGGAGAAGAACCAGUUCGUCAUGCAGGUCACGGAAUUACAAGAGGACCAAAGGAUGAAGAGAAAAGACAUCGACAUACUCCAGAUGAAGACGAACACACAUCAAAAUAGCAUUGCCAAGGAAGCAGCUGAGACCCGUGAGAUGCAAGCCGCCAUCGCCUCGCUCAGCGCGGAGCGCGACAGGCAGCUGGCACUGCGGGACUCGCUCCAGAAACAGAUCGAGGAGACGCAGAAGGAGAUCGACGCGCGGCUGGCGGCGCAGCGCGCGCACCAGGCCCAGCAGGAGGCGCAGGCGCGCUUCAACGUGCCGGAGCUGGACUUCUGGAUCACGAACCUGUGCAUGAAGAUCGAGGGGGCGGGGCAGGACGACAGGCUCAAGUUUGUGUUCUCGCACAUCGACGAGAAGGACUGGGAGCGCGAGGCGUGGUUCGAACUGAGCACCACGUCGAGGGACUACGAAGUGAAGCACUGCAGGCCGAGGCUGGAUAGGGAAAGUGUGGAGAGGGUGCUGGAGAGAACGAACGAGACGAGGGAGCUUGCGGUGUUGUUGAAGGGCAUGAGGGAGCUGUUCGUCGAGGCUCUCAAGAGCUGAUUUGCUCGUGUUGAAACAGUGAGAUGGUUCGAACCAGGAGCCCAACUGCGACUUGGGCAACUGUAUAUGAUUCCAGCUCCGUUUUCACCUGGCUGCUGCCUAUUUGCAUAUGUGGCGUGCACUUUCAGAGCAUGAAGAAGAGGGAUUCAUCGUGGUACCAACCACAGGACUGCAGCGGCUUACUGUAGCUGACGAAUGAUGAUGUGAAUGUAAUAUGAUACGGAAUCA
This is a messenger RNA of Diaporthe batatas, 1095 nucleotides long. RefSeq lists its product as uncharacterized. Bases 103 to 867 code for a protein of 254 amino acids. The transcript is spliced from 2 exons. Lineage: Eukaryota; Fungi; Ascomycota; Sordariomycetes; Diaporthales; Diaporthaceae. Gene Ontology annotation, cellular component: Ndc80 complex. The record is from RefSeq and is a predicted model, not a curated record. Gene Ontology annotation, biological process: chromosome segregation.